UAAGAUGACUAAGACUGACCCGUGAAGAAAUGCGGUUGUUUAUAUAAGCAUCCAUAAUAUAUAUUGCUUUCUUUUGUCUUUUGCAAUUUCUUUUUUGAAUUUAAAUUCUGGGAAUAUGAAAAGAAAUUCUCAUACUCUACAAUUACUCUCCUUUACCUUUUGAAUUUUACAUAGUUUUUGUAAUUUUGUUAAUGGAGUUCAAGGCAACAAUAAUAUAUUCUUUUCUUUGUAAUGCCCUGACCCAGUGACAGGCAUGCUUGUUCACUUUAUUGGUACAUAAAGGCCAUGUUUUUUUCUUGGGUCUGACAGAAGGUUUUAGUGGGAUGGAUUUGGCAUGGAAAGGAAAGCUAGAGGUGGGUUAAUAAUGGGUUCUGAUCUGGAAAUUACAUUAAACCAAACAAACCCUAUUGCAGCUUGGUCAUAAAACUAGCUUUCUCAUUCAAAAUAAGCUGGUUUUGGCUUCUGGGUACCUUUUGUUUCUCUGAAAAUCAACAGAAAUGAAAGGAAGAAGAACAGAGGAUGCAUUCAGGUUUCUAACUCUUUUCUUGUUUUGGGCUUCUGUCAAUGGUAUGCUUUCUCCUAAAGGUGUGAACUUUGAAGUGCAAGCUUUAAUGGGUAUAAAAGCUUCUCUGGUGGAUCCUCAUGGUGUUCUUGAUAAUUGGGAUGGGGACUCUGUUGAUCCAUGUAGCUGGGCUAUGGUCACUUGUUCUUCUGAGAAUCUGGUCAUUGGCCUGGGGACUCCAAGCCAGAAUUUAUCUGGUACUCUCUCUCCAAGCAUAGGCAACUUAACAAAUCUUCAGAUUGUACUGUUACAGAACAAUAACAUUACAGGACCAAUUCCACCAGAGCUUGGAAGGCUCUCAAAGCUCAUCACACUCGAUCUUUCCAAUAACUUCUUCACCGGCGAAGUUCCGUCUUCUCUUGGUCACCUGAAAAGUCUCCAAUACAUGAGGAUUAACAAUAACAGUCUCUCUGGAGCAAUACCAUUGUCGUUAGCCAACAUUACCCAGCUUGCCUUACUAGACUUGUCUUUCAACAAUUUGAGUGGGCCUGUACCCAGAUUUCCUGCUAAAACAUUCAACAUUGUUGGAAAUCCUCUGAUCUGUGGGUCAGAAAAAGAUUGCUAUGGAACCACAUUGAUGCCGAUGUCCAUGCCAUUGAAUAGCUCAGAAACUGGAUCGCCUAUUGAGAGACCAAAAAGUCACAAAGUUGCCCUUGCCUUGGGAUUAGCCCUCGGUUUCAUCUGUUUGCUCAUCCUUGGUUUUGGGCUGCUGUUACAGUGGAGGCAAAGACAAAACCAACAGAUCUUUUUUGAUGUUAAGGAUCGGCAUCAUGAGGAAGUUUCCCUCGGAAACUUGAGGAGGUUCCAAUUCAGGGAACUUCAAGCUGCAACAGACAAUUUCAGCAGCAAGAACAUACUAGGGAAAGGUGGUUUUGGUAACGUUUACAGAGGCUAUCUCCGAGAUGGGACAGCCGUGGCUGUCAAGAGGCUCAAAGAUGGCAGUGCUGUUGGAGGAGAGAGACAAUUCCAGACAGAAGUAGAGAUGAUCAGCCUAGCAGUGCACCGCAACCUCCUCAGGCUGUACGGGUUUUCUAUGACUGCCACAGAAAGGCUUCUAGUUUACCCAUACAUGUCCAAUGGCAGUGUCGCUUCUCGCCUAAAAGCAAAACCAAUAUUGGAUUGGGGGACUAGGAAGAGAAUUGCUUUAGGAGCUGCAAGGGGCUUAUUGUACCUCCAUGAGCAGUGUGAUCCAAAGAUAAUACAUAGGGAUGUGAAGGCUGCAAAUAUACUUCUUGAUGAGUAUUGCGAGGCAGUAGUGGGAGAUUUUGGGUUGGCAAAACUUUUGGAUCACCAAGACUCACAUGUGACGACAGCUGUUAGAGGCACUGUAGGCCACAUAGCCCCCGAGUAUCUCUCCACCGGACAGUCUUCUGAGAAAACCGAUGUAUUUGGUUUUGGGAUUCUCCUCCUUGAAUUGAUCACUGGACAGAGAGCUCUAGAAUUUGGCAAGGCAGCUAACCAGAAAGGAGCAAUGCUCGAUUGGGUGAGGAAAAUUCAUCAAGAGAAGAAGCUUGAUUUGCUUGUGGAUAGGGAUUUGAAGAACAACUAUGACCGGAUUGAGCUCGAGGAAAUGGUCCAAGUGGCACUUUUGUGCACCCAAUACAUUCCGGGCCACAGACCUAAGAUGUCUGAAGUGGUGAGAAUGCUUGAAGGCGACGGGCUUGCAGAGAGGUGGGAAGCUUCUCAGAGAGUGGAUGCAACCAAGUAUAAACCAUACGAGCUAUCCUCGUCGGAGCGCUACUCUGACCUCACUAGUGACUCUUCCUUACUUGUGCAAGCCAUAGAACUCUCUGGCCCGAGGUGAAUUACUUGCAUUUCUCUAGAAGUUAGUACAAGACUAGAAAUUUUGAAAGUAGAAAAUUCUAUAGUUGUAUUUGUUUGCAGUAAAUCCAAAGCCAAUUGAAAUUAUUUGUUGUAUAGUAGUAGCAGUAUAUCAUAGCUCCUAAGGGCUUUGCUGUCAUUUCCUUACUGUACAGAUUUGGAUUUGAGGAACUGAACUGGAUUCGAUUUUGAGUUAUUUUCUUUCAAAAUGUAUAUGUUUUUUUGAAUGAAGUUUUGCUUUCUUUUUUUCUUUA
Molecule: messenger RNA, 2637 nt
Organism: Camellia sinensis
Lineage: Eukaryota; Viridiplantae; Streptophyta; Magnoliopsida; Ericales; Theaceae
Product: protein CLAVATA3 INSENSITIVE RECEPTOR KINASE 5
Biological process (GO): protein phosphorylation
Molecular function (GO): protein binding; ATP binding; protein kinase activity
Source: RefSeq, a predicted model, not a curated record